Messenger RNA from Athene cunicularia (burrowing owl), 1355 nucleotides. It is a transcript of the gene TMIE, whose product is annotated as transmembrane inner ear. The transcript has 4 exons. The coding region runs from base 254 to 964 and encodes 236 amino acids. The record is from RefSeq and is a predicted model, not a curated record. Lineage: Eukaryota; Metazoa; Chordata; Aves; Strigiformes; Strigidae.
CCCCCUCUUCAUGAAGCCCAGCUUGAGGAACAGCAGAUCAGCCUGUAAGCGACACCAGUCUAAUUAAUUAAUGACUCCCUUGCGUCAGCUCCGUGGCUGCUGGGUUAGAAAGGAAGGCAGUAAAAGAAGGGCCAGGACAGCAUGCGACUGCUGCUGGUAAAUGCUGAACGCUGCUGAGAGCUGGCUGGGUUAUACAUAACCUCCCCUGCUUUGGGCUGCGGCACAGAAGUCGGAGAUACACUGGGAGGAGAAGAUGGCGUGGGAUCCACCCUUGCAGCAUCCUCUCUCCUGGGUGAGGUCUUCCUCCCUCCUUUUGUCCUGCUCGAGAGCUGCCAUGGCACAGUUAAUCGAGGCCACCACAGAACCCCCCAAAAAGAAACCGGACCCUGUCACUUCAGAGACGGUGGUGAUCUGGGGGCUGCGCCUCUGGCAGGUGAUUGGUAUCUUUGCCAUCUUUGUCCUGGCAGUCAUUAUCACACUGUGCUGCAUCUUCAAGUGUCGGAUUCCCCGGACGAAGAAAGAGAUUGAGGCACGAUAUGCUCAACGGCAAGCAGCCAAGACAUAUGCAGACAAACUGGAGACUGUUCCACCACUCAACGAGCUGACCGAGAUCCCUGGAGGUCAGCCUGCAGAAGAAAAAAAAGAAGAAGUCUCCACUGUAUCUGGAAAAGUGGACAAGGCUCAGGGCAAGAAAGAUGGGUCCAAAGACUCCAAGAAGAAGGAUGGUGAAAAGGACCAGAAAGAAGGAUCCGAGAAAGAAGGGAAGGAUGGAACCAAAAAGAAAGAAGGAGAAAAGGGAGAAAAAGGGGAAAAGGGAGAGAAGGGAGAAAAGGGGGGAAAGGACACUGCUGACAAGAAAGGCGGUGGGAAGAAAGGUGAAAAAGAAUGUGAAGAAGUAAAAUCAGGCACCAAAACUAAUGGCAAGGCUGGUGGGAAUGCCAAAGGUCCAGCAAAGAAGAAGUGACCUUGCUAAAUGACAGUGCUGGCAGUCUUUCAGGGAGGGCCCUGUCAAACUGCCAUGGGUAGAGCACUGGGAGCAGAUAGGACAUGCUGUCUCCAUAUACUCAGGCUGUUGAGUGCCACUGGAUGUAUGGAUUUAUUACCUUUCGAAGACCAUCACUGGGGUUUUUUGUCCACCAGAGGAAAUCCUGGGCAUUUCUCUAGACAGUAUCUUGUAAAUAAAACCCACUGUGCAGAGCUACAUGAUAACAACAACCGGAGCUAUCCUGGAGUGAGAAUCAGGACUUUGGAUAAACAUGGAAAUGCACAAGGGAGAAGAUCUAAACUAAUGGGAGGACAUGAUUAAUUUAAAAUUUGUUCUUCUUGAGGACCUUAAAGAGUUUGGUAAAUAAUAG